Mytilus trossulus (common blue mussel) is the source of this 1935-nucleotide messenger RNA. Its product is annotated as H(+)/Cl(-) exchange transporter 4-like. Gene Ontology annotation, cellular component: early endosome; plasma membrane; Golgi apparatus. Gene Ontology annotation, biological process: chloride transport; transmembrane transport. Gene Ontology annotation, molecular function: voltage-gated chloride channel activity. The transcript has 18 exons. NCBI's taxonomy places the organism in Eukaryota, Metazoa, Mollusca, Bivalvia, Mytilida, Mytilidae. The record is from RefSeq and is a predicted model, not a curated record. The coding region runs from base 1 to 1614 and encodes 537 amino acids.
AUGAUUAUGGAUAGAGAUAAUUCUGCGGCAGCUGGAGUCAGUGUGGCGUUUGGUGCACCUAUAGGUGGAGUAUUGUUUAGUUUAGAGGAAGUUAGUUACUAUUUUCCAUUGAAGACCCUGUGGAGAUCAUUUUUCUGUGCAUUAGCAGCUGCAUUUGUACUGAGAUCUAUUAAUCCAUUUGGCAAUGAUCAUCUUGUGAUGUUUUAUGUAGAAUAUAAUGAACCCUGGUACUUACAGGAACUAAUACCAUUUAUAUUCCUAGGGGCAUUAGGGGGUUUAUAUGGAAGUUUUUUUAAUAAAAUGAAUAUUGCCUGGUGUAGAUAUAGGAAGAAUUCAAAGUUAGGACAAUACCCAAUAGUUGAGGUUUUAGGAGUUACCUUAGUAACAGCCAUACUCAGUUAUCCAAACAAAUAUACAAGGAUGAAUACAAGUGAAUUGAUCAGACAGUUGUUUAGUAGAUGUGGAGCUGAAGAUAAAACAAUGUUAUGUGAUUACAAUAGAAACUCCACCUCUUUGAGUUCUUACACAUCCAGUACAGUAGCAGGGGAUGAAGUUUACACAGCCCUGUGGAUGCUGUUUCUUGGAUUACUAUUUAAAGGUCUAAUUACUAUUUUUACCUUUGGUAUAAAGGUGCCAUCAGGUUUAUUUAUUCCCAGUAUGGCAGUAGGAGCUAUUGUAGGAAGAAUUGUUGGUAUAGGCAUGGAACAGUUAGUAGUGAGGAACCAUGACAACCCAUUUUUCCAGAAUAUGUGCCAAUCAAAACAGUUCUGUACCAUAACACCAGGACUGUAUGCCAUGGUUGGGGCUGCUGCAGCUUUAGGGGGAGUUACAAGAAUGACUGUAUCUUUAGUGGUAAUUAUGUUUGAGUUAACUGGUGGAUUACAGUAUAUUGUGCCACUAAUGUUAGCUGUGAUGACAAGUAAAUGGGUUGGAGAUGCUUUAGGAAAAGAUGGAAUAUAUGAUGCACAUAUAGCAUUAAAUGGUUAUCCAUAUUUAGACAGUAAAAAAGAAUUUACCCAUACUACUAUAGCAGCUGAUGUGAUGAGGCCAAGAUACUGGAGAUAUGGUGCUGCUCAGAGAAAUGAUCCUCCACUUUGUGUUAUUACACAAGAUUCUAUGACUGUAGAGGAAGUGGAAGCCAUAUUUAGAGAUACAAGUCAUAAUGGGUUCCCUGUAGUAUUAUCCAGUGAAUCUCAAUAUCUUGUUGGUUUUGUUUUACGAAGAGAUUUAAUGUUAGCCAUUGCUAAUGCAAGAAAAAAUCAAGAAGGAGUAGUUAGUAAUUCUAUAGUCUAUUUUUCAAGUCAAGUACCAAAUAAUCCUAAUGAUCCUGCUCCACUUAAACUGAGGAAAAUAUUAGAUAUGGCACCUAUUACAAUAACUGACCAGACUCCAAUGGAAACAGUUGUAGAAAUGUUCAGAAAACUUGGAUUAAGACAGACAUUAGUUACACAUAAUGGCAACAGACAACUCUAUAAUAAAGGAAAGUUUUACUUCAAACAAGAGAAAAAGAGAUUAUCUGUUGGAAGACUCCUGGGUAUUAUAACAAAGAAAGAUGUUUUACGGCAUGUUGCACAACUUGGAAACCAGGAUCCUGAAUCUAUAUUGUUUAAUUAACUUCCUGGUUGUUGUCAUUGCAACAUUCCUCUGUGUUUAAUGUGUGGAUAAUAUUCUAGCUGAGAGGACAACAAAUGAUUAUGAAGAUGCAUUGCUAUAUGUAAACGCUAAAAGGAUAAUUUAUUGUUGUAAGGAUAGUGAUGUGAGAUAUAUGAUUACAAGGGUGAUAGUUGUAAGGAUAGUGAUGUGAGAUAUAUGAAUAGGCGGGUAAUUGAAAGGAUAGAUACAUUCCUGGCUGUUUAGAUUCAUUCCACAUUGUCCUCUACCACGUGACUGUGUGCUGUGCUAAUAUUCUGUACAAUUGUUUUAUAUGCUUCUAUG